ACAGACAGAAAGCGAUGAGGCUUUAUUUCUGAAGCAGCCGUCGAGAGGAGACGUGGCAGCCGGAUCAGAAGACCGAUGCUCAAUGGAUUACGUUUUAUUCUCCACUCAAUCUGAGACAAACCUCAGCUUUUCCAUGACACCAUGAACUCAAGCUUCGGGACACAAGGACGGAAAGAGUAACAAGUUUGGAAGAACUGGAGUAAGAACAAGAAAGGAGAGAUCUAGAAAAGCCAGACUCUGAAGAUGCCGAAACGGAGAGAGGAGAUGCACAGAGACGUGUGGACUCGGAUCUUGCUGGCGUGGAUUACCUGUGUAUGCUUCGGCUCCUCGGCGCCGUUUGUCAACCAGUCACAUCGUUUAGAAACAAGGCCGAGUUCAGAAAGCGAGACUUCCCAGCUGGAAGGACGAAGCAUCCUCCAUCGGGCCAAAAGAGGAUGGGUUUGGAAUCAAAUGUUCGUGCUGGAGGAAUUCUCUGGACGUGAUCCGAUCCUCGUUGGCAGGCUCCACACGGAUCUCGACGUGGGGAAUAAGAACAUCAGGUAUGUCCUGGCUGGAGAAGGAGCAGGAACCAUCUUUGCCAUCAAUGAGCUGACAGGCGAUAUCCAUGCUAUGAAGAGGCUGGACCGCGAGGAGAAGGCGGAGUACACGCUCACAGCGCAGGUCAUCAACCGAGACACCAACGAGCCGCUGGAGCCUCCAUCGGAGUUCAUCAUCAAAGUGCAGGACAUCAACGACAAUCCGCCGCAGUUCAUCGAGGGGCCGUACCAGGGCUCAGUGCCCGAAAUGUCACCCGUCGGAACUUCGGUGACGCGGGUCACAGCCACGGACGCUGACGAUCCAGUUUACGGAAACAGCGCCAAACUGGUCUACAGCAUUCUGGAAGGACAGCCGUAUUUCUCCAUUGAUCAAAACUCCGCAAUCAUUAAAGUUGCCCUGGCCGGGAUGGAUCGAGAGAUGAGGGAGGAUUAUCUGGUUGUCAUUCAGGCGAAAGACAUGGGUGGACAUAUGGGGGGCUUAUCCGGGACCACCACAAUCACCGUAACGCUGACGGACAUUAACGAUAACCCGCCCAAAUUUUCAAAAGGCUCAUACGAGUUCACCAUCUCCGAAGAUCUCGGCAUCGGAAAACCCGGUGGACGAGUGAAAGCAAAUGACCGAGACAUCGGAGAGAACGCAAAAUCGACAUACAGUAUCAUCGCAGGAGACGAGAAGGACGUGUUCGAGAUUGUGACCGACUCUCAGACUCAGGAGGGAAUCCUCACUCUGAAAAAGGCCCUGGACUUCGAGGGCAAAAACUUUUACAACUUGACCGUAGUGGCGACCAACAUUCGGCCUUCAGCAACUGGAGCCCCAUUUAUGGACCAAACAACAAUCAAAAUCAACGUAGAGGACGCGGACGAGCCGCCCGUCUUUACAAAGUCCACUUAUGUGUUUGAAGUCCAUGAAAAUGCCGCCAUUAACACCAUCGUUGGAAUUGUUACAGCCCGAGACCAGGACGCUACACACAGCCUCAUCAGGUAUUCGAUUGAUCGGCACACGGAUCUGGAGAGGCAGUUCAAUAUCCAUGUGGAUGAUGGGAAGAUCACGUUAGCCAAACCGCUGGACCGAGAGACUGAUACGUGGCACAACAUCACGGUGACGGCUACAGAAGUUCGGAACCACAGUCAGAUCUCCAGAGCGAUCGUGGCGAUCCGAGUGCUGGAUAUAAAUGAUAACGCUCCUGAAUUUCCCACUGAGUACGAAGCCUUUCUUUGCGAAAAUGGCAAACCUGGUCAGGUGAUUCAGACCAUCAGUGCUGUGGACAGAGACAAUCCAGCUCAAGGACACACAUUCCACUACAGACUGGAGAUGCUGAACAACCCAAACUUCACCAUUAAAAACAACUUGGACAAUUCCAUCAGCAUCCUGGCGAAGCACGAUUUGUUUCGUCGUCAGAAGCAAGAAGUGUACCUGCUGCCCAUCGUGGUGAGUGAUGACGGAGAUCCGCCGAUGAGCAGCACCAACACGCUGACCAUCCGAGUGUGUGGCUGCAGUAAAGACGGCGUGGUUCAGUCGUGUAACGUCGAAGCCUUCGUCCUGCCCAUUGGCCUCAGCAUGGGGGCGCUGAUCGCAAUCCUCGCCUGCAUCAUCUUACUGCUGGUGAUCGUGGUUCUGUUUGUGACUCUGCGGCGGCACAAGAGUGAACCGCUAAUCAUCAAAGAUGAGGAGGACGUUCGCGAGAACAUCAUCACGUACGAUGACGAAGGUGGUGGUGAGGAGGACACGGAGGCGUUUGACAUCGCCACACUGCAGAACCCUGACGGCAUCAAUGGCUUCCUGCCUCGCAAAGACAUCAAACCUGAGCUGAGCUACAGCGUCCGCGCCGGGCUCCGACCUGCAGCCAAUGGCGUUGACAUCGAUGAGUUUAUUAACGUCCGCCUCCACGAGGCUGAUAAUGACCCGACAGCACCGCCAUAUGAUUCCAUCCAGAUUUACGGCUAUGAAGGUCGAGGAUCAAUGACAGGAUCUUUGAGCUCGCUGGAAACUUCUUCCUCAGAUUCGGACCAGAAUUUCGAUUAUCUCAGAGAGUGGGGUCCGCGGUUUAGAAGACUCGGAGAGCUCUACUCAGUGGGCGAGAGUGACAAAGAAACUUGAGGCAUUCAUUUUUAUGAUUACUUUUUUCACCUUCAUGACUUUUACAUCAUGGUGCUCGCCAGAUCACAGUUAAAACACAUCUG
Neoarius graeffei (lesser salmon catfish) is the source of this 2717-nucleotide messenger RNA. It is a transcript of the gene cdh8, whose product is annotated as cadherin 8. The coding region runs from base 244 to 2634 and encodes 796 amino acids. Gene Ontology annotation, biological process: multicellular organism development; synaptic transmission, glutamatergic; cell morphogenesis. The record is from RefSeq and is a predicted model, not a curated record. NCBI's taxonomy places the organism in Eukaryota, Metazoa, Chordata, Actinopteri, Siluriformes, Ariidae. The transcript is spliced from 12 exons. Gene Ontology annotation, molecular function: calcium ion binding; cadherin binding. Gene Ontology annotation, cellular component: synaptic cleft; adherens junction; plasma membrane.